CACUCAUAGCGUUUAUGCAUGGCGUACUAUGUGCCAGGUUUUGUAGGAAUUAUUCUUAAACUUCCCAACAGCCGUCCGGGUGGUUAAGACUUUGGGCUCUGGAGUUGGGUUCCCUGAGUUGAAGCGCUGGCCCUGCCACUGAACGUCAUGGUAGCUUUGGGCAAAUUCUUUGGCUCUCUGUGCCUCAGCUUUAUCAUCCUUAGAACGAACUCAUCUUUUCUCUCUCUGUGCUGCUCACCCGCUGUCCUCGUGCAGUCUCUUGGCUUGCAUGCUCUUUAUAUGACAAUGCCUGUCUGCAGCCUGGAUCUCUCCCCUGAACUCCAGACUCAUGUGUCCAGUGGCUGACUCUUCUCUACUUGGAAAUCCAACUGAUAUCCAUGCUUUAAAAACUUGUCCCAAAUCAAACUUGUAGUUUCCCCCUUUCAGCCUCCCAAAGCUGCUGAUGACAGUUGCAUUCUUCCAGGUACUCGGGACUAAAGCCUUCGAGUUGUCCUUGACUCUUCCUUUCCCUUGCCCAUGUGCCAUCUGCCAAUCAGCAAAUCUCAUGGAUCUAUCUUUAUUUCUUUUAAAAAAGAUUUUAUUUAUUUAUUCAUGGGAGGCAGAGACAUGGGCAUAGGGAUUAUGACCUGAGCCGAAGGCAGAUGCUCAACCACUGAGCCACCCAGGUGCCCCUCUCAUGGGUCUAUCUUUAAAACAAUUCCAGAAUCCAGCCCAAUUUCACCAACUCCCUUGCUACUCCUUUGAUUCAUGCUACCACUUGCUUUUACCUCUAGUCUCUUGCAGUGGCCUCCUCCCUGGGCUCCUUGCCUCUGCCCUGAAUCCCACAGUUGGGGGUUCCUAUUAAAGGAGAAGUCGAAUCAUGUUGCUCCCUGGUCCAGGCACUCCCGUGGCUCCCACCUCACAUAGUACAAGUCCUUGCCAAACCCACAGUGACCUACCCGAUCCAGCUUUCCCUCCACUUUGCCCUCAACUCGCACCAUUCUUUCUUGUUUGCACUGCUUCAGCCACUCUGGCCUUCUCAUUCCUCAGACAUAGCAAAUCCAUUCCCGCCUGGGGAAAGUCCUUGCUGCCCUCUGGAUCACAUUCCCUCCAGAUGUCUACAUGGCUUCUCCCUCACCUCCCUUACAUCUCUGUUCAAAUGUCAAAUCCACAGACAGACCCUCACAGACCACCCAAGCUAAAAUAGCUCCUGUUUCUCCCUAGCCCCCUCAUCACCUGGUUUUGUUUUUCUUCGGUAACACUUAGCACUAUAUUAGUGUUUGUUUAUACCUACUGGCUUCUUAGACUCCCACCCCCCACUAGAGUGUUGGUUCUAUAAGAAUAUAGAAUUCAGAGCCUAGAAGUGCCCAUAGAGGCUUAAAAAGUGGUACUUGUAUUAAACCACCAUCACCACCAUUUCUGGGGUGUGGGAGGAGCACUCCUGGCGGUAUAGGGCAGUGUUGUUGAACUGAGAUAGUCUUGGAGUGGUGGGGUCAAGAUGGAGUAAUAAACUGGGCAGGUUGUGGUAUCCAAGGGCAGAAGCUCUCAGAUCUCAGUGCUCCGGGAGCUUGUAGGAAAUGCAGAUUCCUGGGCCCACCCACAGGGGUUCUGCUUCUGUAGAUCUGGGAUCAUGCCAAAGAUCCUCCAUUUUUAUCAAGCACCAGUAUUCAUGCUGAAGGUCUGCACUCCUCACUUGAAGAAACAGACCAGCUCAGAGCUUGUACUGGAGCUCUCAUCAUUAAAUUCCCCUUCUGUGGCUGGCCCUCUGCCAGGCAGUGCUGAGGACACUGGUGAUUGAGACAGCUCCUCACCUAGCCCGGGAGUCAGGGAGGGCUUCCUGCAGGAAUGGACAUUGGAGCUGGGACCUGUUGACAAAGGAGUGAGCUAAAGGAAGAGGGCCUUAGCUAUAUCUCCUGUGCCUAGAACCCCGUUUCCUGGCAUCUAGCAUAAACUCACAAGUGGUCCCCGAUCUGUGCCAGAAUGCUGAAGAUACAAGAAUGAUCAAAAUGGCUCUGCCCUCUUGGGCUUCUGGUCUGUCGACUAGCUGUCAGCUAGUUGCACAGAUGGUAAACAGCUGACCGAGUGCCAGGCACUGUUUGAAGCUCCUUACAUGUAUUAAUUUAAUCCUCACAAUCAUCCUAUGUGAGAUGGGAGCUUUUAUUAUCCUCACUUUACUGAAGGGAAAAGGCCCAGAGAGGGUAAGUGCCUUGCCCCGGGUCACAUUGUUGGUAAGUGGUGGAGCGGGAACUAAACCCAGGAGUCCCUGUCCUGCAGUGUGUGUCAUGUUUAAAGUAUGAGGCCACACCUAAGGAUUGAUGCAUGGAGGGAAAGGAGCAGAAAGUUAUGGGAGAAAACAGAAGAUGAUUGGGGAAGGGUAGCUGGGUAAUGGGUAGGGGGACCAAUGUGACAGCUCCUCACUGUAGGAUUUUAGGCAAACCUGUUUCAUCCUCUAAAAUCGGGGAUGGUUACGGCAUCUACCAGGGAACAGAAUUAAGGACAAGUCACUGGUUGAUAUGUGUACAUAGUCCUUAUUUAUCUAAGUAAAAAAGUGUUUGAGGGAGAAUAGGGGCUGAGAUUUGGAUACCCCAGAGGGUGGUGGUGGGCUGCAGUGUGCACUAUGGAGGGGUGGAUUGUGGAGAGUCCUAAAGGGCUUUUGUGGUUACGUGUUUCAGGGGAACAGUGUGGAAGGCUUUGGUCUAUAUUCUGGGGGGGAGGUGCAAGGUGAAGGGAGGGGAGUUCACUCACAUGGCAGGAAGGUGAGCUUAGAAUGGGGGCAAGGAGUCACUCAGGCCAUGCCAGUGUGUGUAUGUCGGGUUGGGGGUACACUGCAUAGGAGAAUGCAGCUAGGUCUUGGCCAGGCUGGAAUAUGUGGUGGUGGCACCUGGGCAAUGUUUUCACAUUGCAAACAAUGUGAAAUAGCCAUCAGGGUUGGGGGUUGACAGCGGUGGUGAUUUACCCAUAUCUCGUAUGAGAGUUGGUGAUGUGGAUUUGUUUUGGGGGAAGCCCAGCAUGGAGGAUUCUCGGCUCCCACCCCAGGGCGAGGGCUUUGAAAUCCAAAAUAUCCAAGGAGCGCUCUUGGGAGGAGGAAGAGCCAGGGACCCAGAUGGAAACGGAGAGGGGACUCACCGUAUUGAAAGAUGAGACGGAAAAGGGCUGGAGUCUGAAAGCUGUGUGUGCUUGGGCGUAUGUGCAAUGUGCGUGCGUGUACGUGCGUGUGUGCUGAAGCCAUGAUGUCACAAGGCAGAGAAAUGGGGUCAGGUGUGUGGGCCAGAGUGGGGUGCUGGGGUGUGCACGCGGAGCGCACGCAAGGUUGAAGUGCUGACGUCACGGGUUGGCGAGGGCGGGGCCUUGAAUGCAGGGUCAGGAAGCUGAGACGAAGAGGAGCUAGGAGAAUCUGGGGACUGGAACGAGACCAGCAACCAGGAUGGGCCACUGGUCACAGAGCAAGGAUGGAGGAUGCAGCAACACUGGCCAUGGACCAGCCAGCUGGCCUGCAGGUGGACUACGUCUUCCGGGGUGUGGAGCAUGCCGUGCGGGUGGUGGUGUCUGGGCAGGUGCUAGAGCUGGAGGUGGAAGACCGGAUGACAGCUGAUCAGUGGCGGGGCGAAUUCGAUGCCAGCUUCAUCGAAGAUCUAACUCACAAGACAGGGAACUUCAAACAGUUCAACAUCUUCUGUAACAUGCUGGAGUCAGCUCUUACCCAGAGCAGUGAGUCAGUCACCCUUGACCUGCUGACCUACACAGAUCUGGAGUCCCUGCGAAAUCGCAAGAUGGGGGGCCGCCCAGGCCCCUUGGCCUCAAGAUCAGCCCAGCUUAACUCCAAGCGCUACCUGAUUCUCAUCUACUCCGUGGAGUUUGACAGGAUUCACUACCCGCUGCCCCUCCCGUACCAGGGCAAGCCAGACCCUGUGGUCCUGCAGAGCAUCAUCCGUUCACUGAAGGAAGAGCUGGGCCGCCUUCGAGGGCUGGAUGGUCAGGAUGUGCGGGACACCCGAGAGAGCGAGAUCUGGCACCUGAGGGAGCAGGUUUCACGCCUGGCAUCUGAGAAGCGAGAGCUGGAGGCCCAGCUGGGCCGAACGCGAGAGGAGGCUCUGGCCGGCAGGGCGGCGCGCCAGGAGGCCGAGGCGCUGCGUGGGCUUGUCCGGGGCCUGGAGCUGGAGCUGCGGCAAGAGCGGGGCCUGGGACACCGCGGGGUCGGCCGCCGCAGCCAGGACUGCCGGCGCCUGGCCAAGGAGCUUGAGGAGGUGAAGGCUUCGGAGCGGAGCCUGCGCGCCCGGCUCAGGACCGUGAACAACGAGCUGGCCGUGUACAAGAGAGGGAGACGGACUUCGCCGGUGGUGCCGCCAGCGGCCCGGGAGGAUCGGGCUUUGUCGUCGCGGGAGCGCUCCACAUCGCGCGGUCGCGGUGCCGCCCGCUCUUCUUCCCGGGAGAGCGGCCGGGGGGGCCGGGGUCGAGGCCGUCCUGCCCGCCCCUCGCCCUCGCCCACAGGUAGUCGCCUGCCACGUUUCGACCCCACAGCCUUUGUGAAAGCCAAGGAGAAGAAGCAGAAAGAGAUCAAGAUGAAGCAGCAGCAGCAGCGGAACCGACUGGGCAGCGGAGGAAGCGGGGAUGGGCCGUCCAUCUCCUGGUCUCGCCAGACUCGGCCGCCCGCUGCCGUGACCCGCCGAGGAGACGCGGCUAACCGCUCCCGAAACCGCAGCUCCUCGGUGGACAGUUUCCGCAGUCGCUGCUCGUCCGCCAGCUCCUGCAGCGAGUUGGAGGAUUUCUCUGAAUCCCUUCCUAGGGGCGGGCAACGUCGUGGGAAGCCCCCCAGCCCCACAACCUGGAGUGGGUCCAACACGCAAAAGUCCACUCCUCUGGAACGUGGCCGCCAUCAGAGACGCCUGGCCAAUUCGGGGGGCUGGGUCCCUAUCAAAGAGUACAGCUCCGACCACCAGGCGGCAGACAUGGCUGAAAUAGACGCCCGCCUGAAGGCCUUGCAGGAAUACAUGAACCGACUGGACACACGGUCUUGACCUCCGCCAGGGAGCCCCGCCCCUUCCAUCCCCUACCCAACACCGCUGGAUUAGGAGUGGGGGGCGGUGCGGCGUGUCCUUCCAGCCCCGUGCAGGCUCCUCCCCUGCUGGUGCUCACCGGGUUUCAGGUGUGUGAAGCCCAGACCCCUCCCUCUGCCCCAUGCAUUGCAUGCUAGGAGGGAGGGUAUGUGCAUUUUGUAAAUAAACGUGUUUGCCCUUGGGAUCCUUCA
Molecule: messenger RNA, 5224 nt
Organism: Canis lupus familiaris (dog)
Lineage: Eukaryota; Metazoa; Chordata; Mammalia; Carnivora; Canidae
Gene: CCDC61
Product: coiled-coil domain containing 61
Exons: 14
Coding region: 3429-4994 (521 amino acids)
Cellular component (GO): centrosome
Source: RefSeq, a predicted model, not a curated record